This is a messenger RNA of Camellia sinensis, 3201 nucleotides long. Lineage: Eukaryota; Viridiplantae; Streptophyta; Magnoliopsida; Ericales; Theaceae. The record is from RefSeq and is a predicted model, not a curated record.
UUGUGACUGGAAUUUCUUUGAUGAGUAAUUACAUUGCAAAAACACACCCUAUUACGGGGUUAGUGUCAUUUUUUGCCAGGAAGGUUGAGGCAAAGUUUCCCAACUAUUGCGUUCUUUUGUUGAGAAUUUAUUUUUGUUAGCUUCUAUCAAAUUUAUUGUAGUCAGAAAGUACGACACGGUAGGAAUGUACAGCAGAGAGAGAGUUAUAACAGGCAACAUUGGUCCCAAAGUAUGCAUGCACUCUGCUAUUUAUCUGGAUUUGAAGAAGAGCAACAAGGAGAAAUCUGAUAAGCUUGAGAGCUUGACAUAAUGAUGCUGAAGAAAGAUUAACACAUAAUGCCUACUCUUUUUUAAAACAGAGCCUUGAAUUAAAACUUAUAGAAGAAGCAAAUCUGUUACCGAGUGUCUGAAGGGUUGCUGAAAAGUCAUGGAAGUAUGUAUUAAGAAUUUUGGAAGAGUUCAUCAUAUCUGUUUUAUGCUCUUUCUUUUCAUCUUAAUGCAUUUGAAUCUGAGAUGCAUGUACUGAUUAAUCUAUGACUAUAACCUAGUAACGAUGGUCAAGAAAUAUUGUAUAUAGAACUUAAUGCCCCACAUUAAUUGUAAUCAUAGCUUGUGAAAUCUUCAGCUGGUGUCAUUUGCAUUCUCUUUUCCUUUUAGAUGAGAUUUUAUGUUAUUUUUAUAAUUGUGUUGUUCUUUCAUUAAAUAUAGGAAAUUAUUUUUAUGUAGUUGUUAUCCAGAUUACCUAGAGUACUGUGUGACUAUCUAAUAUAUAUGAAGGAAAUAGAUGCUUCAAAAUUGUUUAUCUUGCUGACCCUCCACACAUUACCAUUUGUAGAUAUAGAUGACAAGUAAAGGGUUGUAAUUGAAGUAGCCACUAACUACAUGAUUUCCAUCUAACGGACCUCUGAAAGAGUUCAUUACUGUAUUUCAUAUAGAUUCUUUUAUCUGAAUUGAUACAUGAAAUGUCAUAUUUGUUAAACAUUAUAUCUGAAUGCUAACUUUCAUGUCAAGUAGCAUUGGAAUUAUUAACUAUAAUACUCAUUUCCAUGUCUUAUCUAUGUUGUUAUAAAUCUAUUUUUCCUUGCACCAUAUUUUUUAUUUGUUUUUUUAUUUUUUUGUUUUUGCACCUUUGUACUAAUGGUAAAAACAAUCCAUAUUAUCUUACUAUAUGUGGAAAGAUAUGAUACACUUUAAUGUUCCUAUUGCUUUAUUGGUUUCUUCUAACACUAAUUUGAUCUCUUAGAAUUUCCAGUUUUUUGCAAUUUUAAAUGAUUGCAAAUCAUUGAAUUUGCUUCCUUGUCAUCUAUUCUUGACCAUGUUUCUUUGGCUAAUAACUCUCUUGAUAAAAUCCAGAAUGUUUUCUCGUGAGUCUUUUUUUGAUAAAUUCAUUGAUGUUUACUUAAUUUGUCACUGGAAAGAGAGUUGAGCUCCGCUGCUCAUAAUCUACAAGCUGUUCAAAUAAAAUGAAAUAAAUAAAUGUUCAUGAUCUGCUGGAAAAAUGACGAACAUGUCCAUAAGAAACACUUUAAUCUCCAAAGUUGGUGCAAGCAGCGUCAACCUUUGGUUUUGUUGGAUGUUAUCAGCUCUAUUGGUGUAAAGUUCUGAAUCAGAUUAAAUGUUUAUAUCGUACUUAUUAAAGUUUGUUUCCUUUUGGAGGGAUUUUUAAAGCUUUGUUUAGUUUCUUCAUAAAUCGUUAUGUGCUAGUUGGAUAAGCUGUGAUCUUAUAUUUGAUUGAAUCAAUCUUAGUUCAUCCAUUGCGUAAGCCUCCCUUACCUGCUCUCAUUGCUGAUAUUUGGUUUAGGUUUGGAUAUGAUUAGACCUGGCUUAAACUGAGUCCUGUCCUUAAGUUUUUAGCAACUUUUUUGUAAGCCUGGAACAACUUUGGAAGCUUUAAAGUUUGAUUAAUUAUGAUAUAACUUGGAAUAAGAGUUAGUGGUUUGCCAUGUAAGAUUGUGCGAACUGAAACAAUUGAAGAAGGAGACCACCAAAUUAGAAAGGUAUUACAAGAAACCCAGAACUUAAAUUUUUGUUCUUUCUCUUAGAGAAAGAAAAAAGUUGCUAUUUGGCUCUCUUUACAUUGUUGCUCAAUGGUUGAAUAAACAGAGAUAUGGAGGAGAUGGUAUCUAAGAAACAGAUGGCCAAAUUAUUGGCAAAACUAAGAAGAGAGAUGUUGGAGUUGCUAUCAAAGAAACAGAAUGGGGAAUGCCAAGCAAUUGUAGUCUCAAAUCUGUCUGCGACCAAUCAGAAGUUGGAUCUUGAUACUUCUUUGUUGGUUCCUUUCAAAUCUGACCUUGAUAGUUCAUUUAUCACAUUGGAAAAGUAUAAGGAACAACUGAUGGUUAUCUCAGAAUACAUGAGCAGAAUUGAGGGUGCAUUGCGAAGAAAGUGGUGAAGAAAGCUCAGAGGUGGAAUCGGGUGUAUGCACUGAAGUGCCACAUAUCACAUGAAGUGAACCAUUUACAUGAGGGGCUUAAGCAUGUAAGUGUUAUUGCUGAAUUGAUGUAAGGCUUCUCCUUCUUUGGGCCAUAGUGCGAUUUACAUUAAAGAUUCACGUAUCACUAGCUUGCCAAGGCAAAAAUUGGCUAAACUUUUCUUGAUUGUUGGCUUGAAACACGAAGCAUUAGGUCUCAAAUAGUACUUGAUUUGUUUAUUAUUUUAUUAUUUUAUAUUUUUUAUUUUUGUUCCCCCCUCCCCAAAUAAACAGGUACUUGACCAUUCAGUUUGUGCGGUUUCUGGAAAAGGGAAUCAAAUCAGAAGGCCAAGAUUUUGUGGGUAACUUCAGUUUUCAACAUGCUCAUAUUUUUUAAGGAGAAUGCAUCCCUGCACUGUACCCCUGUUUACUGUGGCAUGGUUAGGUCUUAUCGGGUGAAGUUGGUGGUCAAGCUCCCAAGAGGACAAAAACCUUGACACUAAGAGAUGUCCUUGGUAAAAGAUUAAAUGCUUGGAUAAUGGGUGGUCUAUCAAUCUAAGUUCAUGCAACUUGGGCCUGUGACCACCUCUCGGGUGCUUCAUUGUAAAAUAAAUGUACUGUAUUCUUUGAAUUUGGCAAGUAAAAAUUUACAGAUAUUUUGAUCAUACUUUUGUAUGCCCUUUUAAUGAUAUUCUUUUUGGACGGUUUUGAAGUUGAGGAUAAUUUUUGAUGUUGAGAAAUAUAGUUUUUGGAUGGUUUGGAAUGCACAGACAGUUUUUGGAUGUUUGAAA